Molecule: messenger RNA, 936 nt
Organism: Rhincodon typus (whale shark)
Lineage: Eukaryota; Metazoa; Chordata; Chondrichthyes; Orectolobiformes; Rhincodontidae
Product: protein HID1-like
Exons: 5
Coding region: 22-708 (228 amino acids)
Cellular component (GO): Golgi medial cisterna; Golgi trans cisterna; membrane
Source: RefSeq, a predicted model, not a curated record
CCCUAUCUGAAGAGCUUGUCAAUGGUUGCUGCAAACAAGUUACUGCACUUACUGGAAGCCUUCUCGACAACAUGGUUCCUCUUCACAGCAUCCCAGAAUCACCAUCUAGUCUUCUUCCUCCUUGAGGUCUUCAAUAAUAUCAUCCAGUACCAGUUUGAUGGGAAUUCAAACUUGGUGUACGCCAUUAUUCGGAAACGCAAUGUAUUCCACCAACUGGCCAAUCUCCCGACAGACCCUGCUGCCAUCCAGAAAGCCCUGCAAAAGAAGAAGAAAUCGACUGAGCCCAUUUCACGGACCAACUCACAGGAAGGAGUGUCCAUGGAAGGAUCCCGGCCUGCUGCUCCAGCAGAGCCUGGCACAUUGAAGACCAGUCUCAUCGCGACCCCAGGAAUAGAUAAGCUGACGGAGAAAUCACAGGUCUCAGAGGAUGGGACGCUGAGCCGUGUGGAUCAAGGUCAGGGUCAGACUCCCAGCCCUGCUGGGAACUGCCCAGCGCCAUUAGCAAGUGACACUGAGUCUUCAAGUGCGGAGGCAAUUCCACGAAACCCAGAAAGGAGGAGGAAACCAUCCAGUCUCUCAUCAGCAAAUCAGUGGGCACCGAGCCCCGAUUGGGUGAUAUCAUGGAAAUCAAAACUGCCCCUCCAAACAAUCAUGCGCCUGUUACAGGUUCUGGUCCCACAAGUGGAGAAGAUCUGCAUUGACAAGUAAGCAUGUGCACUAACAAUAGGCUGCAGGACAGGCAUCGCUGAGCUUCUUAUAUUCUUCAGCCAGAAAUAUAGAAAAUCACUGUUUGAUAGGCGUUAUCAGUGUGAAUGCCUCUUAGCCUCAGGCCAUACUAAAACAGUUUGAAUUCUUUCGUCCUGUUAAAAUUCCUUUUGACCUCUUGGCUGCCAUUUAAUUUUAGUUACCGUGGUGGUAUCCCUCAAUCCUGUGGCU